AUGAAAAAUCAAGUAACGAAAAUAGCAACAUAUGAAAUUAGUAAAUUUGCCGAUUGGGCUGAUGAGGGAUUUAAUACGUUCACUGGACCACUUCCUGAACCGGAUCGUCAUGUGUUCCGAUACCAUGGUCUUGGUUGGAUUCAUAUACUCUCAGAUGGCUCAUCGUAUCCACCCCGCUGGGAUUGGAGGGAGAAAGGUGGCGUAACUGCAGUUAAAAACCAAUCAUAUAAGUGUAAUUCAUGUUACGCGUGUGCAGUAACUGCAGUAAUAGAAUCAUUGUAUGCAAUCAAAUAUCAACGAUACAUUUCCAUAUCGGAAUAUGAAAUGCUUGAUUGUGAUUAUACCAACAAUGGUUGUCAGAAUGAUAUUGCAUUUCCGAAACAGUACAAAUUCUACAAAUCCGGCGUAUUACCGGGUACCAAUGAAUGCUCGAGAAUGGAGCCAAAUCAUGCAGCAGAAGUGAUCGGUUAUGGUACAGAAAAUGGAAAGGGGUGGGGGAACCAAGGAUUUUUCAAAAUCGAACGACGUGCCAAUGCUCGUCAAGUUGAAAAUUAUGCAGUAUCGGCUGGCUUAUGA
Messenger RNA from Acanthocheilonema viteae, 576 nucleotides. The record is from the annotation of a GenBank genome assembly. NCBI's taxonomy places the organism in Eukaryota, Metazoa, Nematoda, Chromadorea, Rhabditida, Onchocercidae.